Molecule: messenger RNA, 4377 nt
Organism: Chaetomium globosum CBS 148.51
Lineage: Eukaryota; Fungi; Ascomycota; Sordariomycetes; Sordariales; Chaetomiaceae
Exons: 4
Coding region: 1-4377 (1458 amino acids)
Molecular function (GO): protein binding
Source: RefSeq, a predicted model, not a curated record
AUGGACAACAAGGAAAAGGAGAAGCGCAGUCUCUAUGAUGAAGCGCUAGACCGUUUCCGCAAGGACGCUGUCGAGCGCUACACAAGCUCCAAAGAUGCCGAGUUGCUGAGCGAAUUCCUCCGCGAUAAAACAAGCCCCGAGGAAACAAGGCGAGCUGCCGAAGUCCUGCAGGGCGAUGCUGGCAAGAAGUAUGGAGGUCGCAAGGUUGGCGACGUUGAGAUCCCCGGGUCAUGGAUUACCAACAUUAUGGACAACAUCGAAAACUUUGUUGCCGCGGGCGACUUUCUUACCAAGAACGCGCCCGAGAGCGUCGGCAUGGCCUGGUACGCCGUCAAGCUCACUCUAACCGCCAUCCACAGCAAUUAUGAUCUUUACACAUUCUUUGGCUCGGGCCUGAGCGACGUUACCGAGAUCAUGAUCAUCGUGCGUCACUACGACCGGCUCUACGAUGAGAGGUCCAAGCCUCAGUGGAAGCCUAGCCCGUUGGUUGAGAAGCUGUUCCAGGACGUCAUCGGCGCUUAUGCUGCCGUUCUGGACUUUUCGUUCGCCAUCAAACGCCACCUGACCGCGGCUGGCAUCGAAGGAACGGUGCAACACAUCCAAGAUUUCCAGGACACCCAGAGGAAGCUGCACGAAGACGCCAUGGCGAGAUUUGACAUCCUAAUCAAGGGGUUGGAUGACAUCCGGGCGUCGACUAAGCGUAAGACUCAGUGGGAUUAUGCGGUGCAGGACUUCCAGACCUACCAAGAAGCGCUGGAGCCCCUGAAAGGUUCUUUCCGCAUUCUUGGAGACACCAUCGACGCGGUCUAUCCCGGGACCUGCGAGUGGGUGUUUGAGAACAGGCUUUACCAGCAGUGGGUGGGUGCCACGGACAACGCCAUGCUUUGCGUCGCCGGCCCAGAAGGAUCUGGCAAGUCGUAUGUUGUGGCAUCGAUCGCAAACAGCAUCACCCGCACGCCACAUAUUGGCGAGGCCCUCUUGUAUGUCACAUGCAGCGGCUCAACAAGCGGCGCCAGACUCGGCACGAACCAAUCCUACACGGCGGACAGCAUCUGCCGGACCUUGCUCUCUCAGCUUUACGACUUGGCUGUGCAGGGUGAGGAUCACGUGGGUCUUCUGGAAACUUGCAACGGAAUCUUCAAGAAGGCCAAAGCCGCGGUCAGCGGCCUGCCGGCUCACAUGCGUUCGGAGGGUGACGGCUUGCCGGAGUUUGCGGAUGGCUUCGCCCGACUUGCAGCCCUGCUUCAAAAGAAGCUCGUUGUUGUCCUCGACGGGCUGGACGGAAACACACUGGAGGACAAAGGACCAGGAAGAGCUUCUGCGGAAACCGAACAAGAGGCCGCCAAGGAGGCCAUCUUGGAGAAGGCCCGUUCCCGGUUCCUCUACGUCCGGGACACCGCCAUCCCGUUCAUGCUGGAGCCAUUCCAGAGACCGCUGUCGAAGCGACUGGAGGCUCUUCCCGAUGGAGUCAGUGACGUGUACAAGAAAGCGCUGAGCAAGAUGAGCCCAAAUUACCUCGACCUCCUGCGCACUGCUCUCACCUGGACGCUUCUCGCCCCGGACUUUCCGGGAUAUCCGCAUGCUCGAGAGAUCAUGGAUGCUUUCCAGAGCACGUAUGACUUCCCCGCCGAGGUGGGGGGUGACGAAGACGUGGAAGCCGGGUUCCCUCAAACAUCCCGCCUGGAACUGGAACAGCUACGCACGGCAACCGAUCCUUUCCUGAAGUUGAUCCCGGAGACGGACGGCAGGGUUUGGGUGUUUGAGUCCGACGUUGCUGCCGUUUGUGAAUACUUUUUGAGAGAUGGCGAUGAGGUCCAGCCCGAGCAGCAGCAGCAAGAACACGAACAUCUCUGCGUGCGAUGCGGAGCUACCGAGUCACCAUCCACGCAGCUGCACAUCAACGUUAAACAAGGGAAUCUCGACAUGGCCCUGACAUGCCUGCGCCAUCUGAAUAACCCACUAUUCCAGCUGAGAGCCGGUUUAAGGACGGCUGUUAAACAGCCAGAGCCGCUCGCUGAGGGCGGGUCUGGAGACGCGAGCUCGGCAGGUGUUGCACAGGCAGGCGAUCAAGCGGCUGGCCAGGCCGCAGAUGCGCCGCCUAAAGACGAGACGGAGACCCAGGAGGAAAAAACCACAAACGCCGUCGAUGACUUGCUCCAGGAAGCGCAGGAUGGCUACGCCACCGAAGGCUCCGUCGACGACGAGGACCUCAUCAAACCCCACUACAUCGAAGAGCUGACGCAAGCUGCUGACCGGCACAGCGAGGAAGAAGAAGGCCCCGCUCGCGUCCGGUACGAACUCCAGUACUGGCCCUGGCAUCUAGCCAGGGCGGAAGCGCUCUGGUCCGCGGAGGAACGAGAGAACAACAGCGACUGGGCCGCGCUGAUGGCUGAGCUGGACAAGUUCGUCUUCGAGACUCCCGAGGUUUUUGCUGCGUGGCAGAGACAGUACCCCGAGAAGGAUGACGACUACGGUCUUUUCCGGGUAGCCGAGGGUCCGCACAAGCCGCUGCACGUCGCGGCAUAUCUGGGGUUGACUACCUGGACGAGGUAUCUCCUCGACCGUGGGGAGAAGUUGGACGAGUUGUCGAAAGGAUACAGCCCUCUUCAAGCGGCGGCGUGUUCCGAAACGACCCUCGAAACGGUGAAGAUGCUGUUGGAGGAAGGGGUUGAUGUCAACGCCGAGAAUGGCGUGGAGCGCAGCGCGUUCCUUCUGUGGAUGAUCCGCGGCAAUAUCACGGUCGAGGGUGUGCAGAUGUUCCUGGACCGUGGUGCUGAUGCCAAGACUCCAUGCACAAAAGUCAGUUACAGCGCACUGCAAUAUUUCGCCAACAGGGGGGAUGAUCCCGCGGUACUGGACUUGUUGUUGGCACAAGGGGCGGACAUCAACGCGGUCCAUCCCGGGGAUGACUGGUUGCUGCCGCCGCUUCAUAUUCUGCUCAUGAGGCGCGAGGUGCCCGGACCGCUGCUGGACGCCUUUGUCAAGAAUGGCGCCGACACGAACUCGGAGAACGCGGCUUCCGCCCGGCCCCUGCAGAUGAUCUGUAGCCAAGGCCAGCUGGAUAACCUAGUGAUCCUGUUGCAGUCGAACGCGCUAGAGAUCGACGACCCCGAUUUCCACGGUACCACCGCUGUCCACGAGGCCGCCUUCCACGACUACAGCAAGUGCGUGAACGCGCUGUUGGAGCGCGGCGCCGACCCCGACAUUACCGACAAGAUCAACCGCCACGCUCUCCAUACCGCUGCGCGGAAGGGACUCGCAGCGACUGUCCGCGUCCUCCUCAAGUACACCAAACAAGUCAACCUCAAGGACAAAUCAGGCUGGACGCCGCUGUUCUGCGCCUGCCUCAGCAAGGACGAAGAAUCCGCCAUGCUCAUCCUCGACGCCCUCCUCGUGCUCAACCUCCCCCUUUCCGAGAUCAACAUCAGCACCCGCACGGGCCGCACCGUCCUCCGCCAAGCCGCCGACCACGGCUUCACGCGCGUCGUCACCGCCCUCCUCGACCUCGGCGCCAAAACCUCCCCCACCCUUACCACCCCGAACCCCGCCCUCCUCCUCAACGCCGCCGACACCAAAAAAGGCCUCACCGCGCUCCACCGCGCCGCCACCAACGGCCACGCCGCCGUGGUCCAAGCCCUCCUCACCGCGGGCGCCAACCCCUCCCAGCUCUCCACGCAGGGGCACCCGCACCGCCACACGCCGCUCUCCCUCGCCCACCAGCAAUGGUCCCUGGCCACCAAAACCACCGCCUACGAAACCAUCCUCGCCCACCUCAUCGACGCAUCCCCGACCACCGCCAAAUCCGACGCCGACCUGGUCGCCGUGUGCGCCGCCAACGGCAGCGUUCCCUUACUCCAAAAACUCUGGCACUUGCGCGCCGACCUCAACCGCCCCGACAGCUACGGCUGGACGCCGCUGGCGCUGGCGCGGCAAUUUGGGCGCGCGGAGGCGGAGGCGUUCCUGACGCGCCAGGCGGCGUGGGCGCGGUUGUUGCCGGGGAGGUGGGAGGCGCGGUUCCCGGGGACGACGUCCCUGGGGGUGGGGAGCGUGCUGAAUGGGGGUAAGAGGGUGCGGCAUGUGUCGGGGAAGCGGGUGUGUGUGUCGGCGGAUCGGCCGCUGCCGGCGGGGUUGGAGAGGUAUUAUUUUGAGGUGGUGUUGCGGGAGGUGGGUGGGGGGAAGGGCGCGAAGGAGUGGCCCGAGAUGGCGGUCGGGUUUUGUACGUUGGGGGGUGCGGCGUUGGAGUUUCCGGGCUGGUGGGCGGCGAGUGAUAGUCCGUCGACGGCGAGUUCAUGGGGGUAUCAUUCGGAUACUGGGGGGGGUGUAUUCGUCCGGUGGAGGAUGUGGAGGGGUUUGUGGAGGUUACUGUGGACGAGUUGA